This is a messenger RNA of Haemonchus placei, 291 nucleotides long. The record is from the annotation of a GenBank genome assembly. Lineage: Eukaryota; Metazoa; Nematoda; Chromadorea; Rhabditida; Trichostrongylidae.
AUGGCCCAUUACAGUUCAUGGAACCAUAUCGAGCGAUGUGACGCAAAAGAAGGAACAUCACGACUUCAUCCUCCAACCCGCCAUACCACGUCGAUGGAGUCAACCACAAAUCGCGCUAUUAGCGACUACGUCGCCAAAUUUCCCAAUUCUCUCAAGCUUCUUCGUCAGCGACGGGAAGAAAACAGCUAUCGUCGAUCCAUCGAUUCAACGAAUGUCGAUACUCGCCGACAUCUUGUCAAUGUUCGACAACAGUACACAGCGCACACUGCGAGUGCCCAAAUGGAAACAUGA